Molecule: messenger RNA, 2576 nt
Organism: Coregonus clupeaformis (lake whitefish)
Lineage: Eukaryota; Metazoa; Chordata; Actinopteri; Salmoniformes; Salmonidae
Product: 5'-nucleotidase domain-containing protein 2
Exons: 14
Coding region: 131-1930 (599 amino acids)
Molecular function (GO): 5'-nucleotidase activity
Source: RefSeq, a predicted model, not a curated record
AGGCCUGUCAUAUCUACAUAUUAUUUCUUUUCUGUAAGCAGUUACCAAGUGCAUUGGUAAAGUUCCGUUAAAGCGAUUGUAAACUAUACCGAUAUAUUUUUACGCAUUGGUUUCGCCGUUUUUUCUUAGAAUGGCCUGCAAAAAAGUGGGUACUACACUGGGCCGUGCAUUAUGGCAAAACGGUAGCAGGACACCACCUCUUUCAAGAUCUUCGAAAAUUAGAAACUUUUCAACAAGCAGGGAAUUGAAAAGUGGAGAGAAGAAAUGUAAAGAUCAAAGCUGUGAAUCAAAUUGUAGGUCUGCAGCGAUGCCUUUACCUGCCGCUUGCUCCUCUACACCUGCCGCUCAAAGACAUCAAGUUGGGGGCAAGAAGGGUCCGGAGGAGCCGUUGACAGUGUCUGGACGAUCGUACUCCUCCACCGCCCCAAAAGCAGAUCAUAGGACAUACUUAUGGGCACGUUAUAAUGAGAUGAAACGGCUUGUGCACGACCUGAUCCCACCAAGUGUGUGUAACCUGCUCAACUCCUCCACUAUCUACGCCAACAACGAGGUCAGCCUAGCGGAGGUGGACAUCUAUGGGUUUGACUAUGACUACACCCUGGCCCUCUACUCCGAUACCCUCAACACUAUGAUCUACAACACUGCCCGAGACUUCCUCAUCGAGCACUUCAAGUACCCUGAAGGUAUCCGCAAAUAUGACUACAUCCCCAACUUUGCUGCACGGGGUCUUCACUAUGAUAUUCAAAAGGGCCUCCUGAUGAAGAUAGAUGCUUUCCAUUACAUUCAGCUGGGGACUGUGUAUCGGGGGCUGAACCCAGUUCCAGAUGAGGAGGUCCUGAGGCUCUAUGGGGGGACGCACCAUGUCCCCCUGCACCAGGUCAGCGGCUUCUAUGGAAAGGGACCCAAGGUUAAGCAGUUCAUGGACAUCUUCUCCAUCCCAGAGAUGACCCUCCUGGCUGUGGCCAAUGAUUUCUUCAUCUCCAAUGACAUCGAGUACGAUCCUGAGCACCUCUACAAAGACGUUUCAGAAGCCAUUGGAAUGGUUCACAUCAACGGCGACAUGUAUAAAUGGAUCAUGCAAGAUCUGGAGAAGUACAUUCUGGGAGGGGAUGAGACUUAUGCUGUUCUGCAUCGCCUGGUCAGCCACGGGAAGAAACUGUUCCUCAUCACCAACAGCCCCUUCAGCUUUGUGGAUAAAGGCAUGAAGUACAUGGUUGGGAAGGACUGGAGGGACUUCUUUGACGUGGUCAUUGUUCAGGCAGACAAACCACACUUCUUCAAUGACUGUGUCAAACCAUUUAGACGCCUGGAUGGAAAUGGUGACCUCCAGUGGGACAAAAUAAACAGUCUGGACAAAGGACAGAUCUACAAACAAGGGAACCUGUACGACUUCCUGAGGCUGACAGGCUGGAGAGGGUCCAGUGUGCUCUACUUUGGAGACCACCUCUACAGUGACUUGGCUGAUCUGAUGCUGCGUCAUGGGUGGCGUACGGGAGCCAUAGUGCCUGAGCUGGAUCUGGAGACCAAGGUGGUGAACACAGAGCAGUACGCCCAGAGCCUCACAUGGCUUCAGGCCCUCACAGGCCUGCUGGAACGCAUGCAGAUGCAUCGGGAUUCACAGUCUAGGGAGGUUCUGCAGGAUUGGCUGAAGGAGAGAGAGGAGCUCAGACUAAGAACAAAGAACCUCUUCAACCCCCAGUUCGGCAGCAUCUUCCGCACCUGUCACAACCCCACCUACUUCUCCCGCCGCCUGUGUCGCUUCUCAGACGUCUACAUGGCCUCCAUCAGCUGUCUGCUGAACUACGACCUCUCCUACACCUUCUACCCCCGACGCACCCCUCUGCAGCAUGAGGCGCCCCUGUGGAUGGACCAGCUCUGCACUGGCUGCAUGAAGACCCCCUUCCUAGAGGAGAUGGCCCACAUCCGCUGAGCCAACAAUGGGUUCUCAGAGCUGGGUUCUCAACAUGGACAUUUAAAAAACAGCCCACUAGGGGGCACUGUAGAUCAGUAUUAUUCAGAGAAUAAGCUUAGGUUAUUGCUCUUACUGUAAGUGAACACUGUGAGUAGUAUCAUGGCAUAUAUAGGAGUUACUCUCUGGCAGACCUGAUGUAAGUUAACUAAUCAUAGACAUGAAGGAAUAUGUUUGCACUUUAUAAACCUUAAACACCCUUCACUGUACAUGUUAUUAGUUAUUAACUAAUGGGUAACACCCAUCCCUGUGAGACUGGCACACAAUACAGCUGGUUGCAUUUGAUGACCGGCAUGCAAAGACUGAUGGAGCAUGUGCCCAUCAUGGGCACUGUCUGUUCUAUGGAGAAGACAUAGCUAGUAAUGUAUGUUGUUCAUUAUGUGUGUUUAAAAUACUGUAAAACCUGUUUUUGUACCUGUAUGCAUUCAAUAGAAUAUAUGACCAAAUUGAAACAUAUUUGUCACUGAUCUAACUUUUUUCAUUUGUCAUGAUGUUGCAUGUAUUGCCUAUGGAUUGUUGACUGUCCAUAAAAAUGGAAUUAUGCAUUGUAAGAACAGUUAGAUAAUGAAAACGAAAUGUAUAAAUAAAGAAAUGUGUAUGAACCUUU